AUGUCCGCCCUUCCUAUCGCCCCGCGUCAGCUCUUCUAUGAUGGUCAGGUCCAGUCGGCCUCGUCCGGCAAGACGUUUCAAACCGUCAAUCCGUCCAAUGCUACCGUGCUGGCCGAAAUCCACGUCGCUUCGCAUGCCGAUGUAGAUGCCGCCAUUGCCGCCGCUGACCGUGCAUUUCAUUCUUGGUCCCAAACUCCUCCGAUUAUCCGGGCGCGCAUUCUUCAGAAGGCUGCCGCUCUCCUACGGGAACGCAAUGAUGAAAUCGCUCGGGUUGAAGCGCUAGACUCCGGGAAGGCAUACACGGAGACAAGUACGGUCGAUGUCGUCACGGGUGCCGAUGUGUUGGAAUACUAUGCCAAUCUGGUUGGCGGCGGAGGUUUGAAUGGAGAAACCACACAACUGAGGCAGGACGCUUGGGUGUUUACCAAGAAGGCUCCAUUAGGGGUCUGUGCGGGAAUUGGUGCAUGGAAUUAUCCGAUCCAGAUUGCCCUCUGGAAAUCGGCCCCGUGCCUCGCAGCGGGCAACACCAUGGUCUACAAACCCAGUGAAUUCACCCCGCUUCAUGCACAGACUCUCGCCGAGGUUUACCGGGAAGCUGGUCUCCCCGCGGGCGUGUUUAAUAUCGUGUACGGGGCAGGUGACGUCGGUGCCUACUUGACCUCUCACCCCACCAUUGCCAAGGUCUCCUUCACUGGCCAGGUAUCAACCGGCAUGAAGGUUGCCGGCUCCGCUGCCGGUAACAUGAAAUACGUGACCAUGGAGCUGGGAGGCAAGAGUCCCCUGAUCGUUCUUCCGGAUGCCGAACUGGAAAACGCCAUAGACGGGGCGAUGAUGGCCAAUUUUUACAGCACAGGCCAAGUUUGCACAAAUGGCACCCGUGUCUUCGUGCCGACAAGCAUGAAGUCCGCUUUUGAAAAGCGUCUCCUGGAAAAGAUGCAGUACAUCCGCCCGGGGCAUCUAUUCGAUGAGAGCACGAACUUUGGCCCAUUGAGCUCCGCCGGCCAUCUCGAGAAGGUCACGGCCUACAUCCGCCACGGCAUCGAGACAGACAAAGCUACUCUUCUCUAUGGUGGGCUCGGCAAGCCACAGGUUCCGAAGGAGUUGGAGGAUGGGUUCUGGGUUCGCCCCACUAUAUUCACCGACUGCACGGACAGCAUGAAGAUCGUCCAGGAAGAGAUUUUCGGUCCAGUGAUGUCGAUUUUGUCCUACGAGACUGUCGAAGAAGCGGUCAAGCGGGCCAAUACUACUGAAUUGGGUCUGGCAGCCGGCAUCUUUACCAAAGAUCUUAAUGGCGCGCACCGUAUCAUCGAUCAGCUCCAAGCUGGUAUUACCUGGGUGAACACCUGGGGAGAGAGUCCGGCCGAGAUGGCUGUUGGCGGAUGGAAGAAGAGCGGUGUUGGUGUCGAGAAUGGCCGCAGAGGUAUUGAGGCCUGGGUGAAAAACAAGAGCACUCUCGUGGAAAUGAGCGGAGAGGUUGCUACGGUUUUUGCCAAGCUAUAA
Messenger RNA from Aspergillus tanneri, 1500 nucleotides. RefSeq lists its product as uncharacterized. The coding region runs from base 1 to 1500 and encodes 499 amino acids. The record is from RefSeq and is a predicted model, not a curated record. The transcript has 2 exons. Gene Ontology annotation, molecular function: aldehyde dehydrogenase (NAD+) activity. Lineage: Eukaryota; Fungi; Ascomycota; Eurotiomycetes; Eurotiales; Aspergillaceae.